Paraglomus brasilianum is the source of this 1470-nucleotide messenger RNA. NCBI's taxonomy places the organism in Eukaryota, Fungi, Glomeromycota, Glomeromycetes, Paraglomerales, Paraglomeraceae. The record is from the annotation of a GenBank genome assembly.
AUGGAACUAUAUUCCACAGAUUGGUUCCGGGUUUCAUCAUACAAGGUGGCGAUCCAACUGGAACGGGAAGCGGCAAGCGGAAGUUCUAUAUAUGGAUCACCGUUUGCCGACGAAUUCCACAGUCGCUUACGGUUCGUACGUCGUGGACUAGUUGCCAUGGCCAAUGCAGGGAGUAAUGAUAAUGGUAGUCAAUUUUUCAUAACGCUUGAUCGCACAGAAGAGUUGCAAAACAAACACACGAUUUUUGGAAAGGUUGCUGGAGAUACGAUCUUCAACGUGAUUAAAAUGGGGGAGGCUGAAAUCGAUAAUGACGAGAGACCGUUGUAUCCGACGACUAUAAUAUCUACAGAAGUGUUAUAUAAUCCAUUUGAUGAUAUAAUUCCGAGAAUAACAGCUGAGGAGCAGCGAAGGAUUGCAGAGGCUACAGCCGCAAGUCAGGAAAAGCCAAAAAAAAAGAAAGCCAAGAAAAAUGUUGCCCUAUUAUCAUUUGGGGAUGAGGCGAAUGAAUUGGAGGACAUUAAUGGUGGAAUCAAAAGCAGUCAUGAUUUAGUGGAGAAUGAUCCGCGACUCAGUAAAGAGGUGGCAGCUUUUGAUUUUACGGACAAGGAGAAAACGUUAAAAGAGACCAAGGAAAGGGUACGUAAUGCGAUCGAUCGUUCAGGCGGUGAUGAGACAGCCGAGGAUUUUGACAGAAAAAUGAAAGAGACUGUAAAGAAACAAGUGCUAGAGUCUAUACGAGCGGAGGAACUCAAGAAUAGCUCGGGACCGAAUUCGAGUAAAAUAGAUGUAAUCCGACAGGAGAUCCAACAAGUAUUAGAGCGCCUACGAGGCUUCCAACAAAAAUUACACACCGUUGCCGCCGAGGACACCAUAAUAUUAUCCUCACAGCCAGAGGAUACAGAACCAUGUUCUCUUCACUCUGUUCCCAAUUGUCUCUCAUGUCGUGACACGUUUGGUCAAUCAAAUGCCACUGAUACCGACGAAGGAUGGCUAUCACACCAGCUUGUCUUUGAGAAAGAUUACAAGGGAAAAGAUCUAAUGCAGAGGAGAGAUGACCCUAACGAUUAUGUUGUAAUAGAUCCUUUAGAGCGAAAGAAACAGGCCAUAGAGGAACAGCGCGAGAAGAGGGCACAAAGAAGUGAUAUUGGAGAGGCAUUCCAGCCCGUUAUUAUCAACAUGGACUGCGAGAUCUGCCAUAGCUAUCAACGAAAAUUUUAUUGCAUCAACUGUUUACGAGAAAGACUACGAGCACACCAUGUUGAUAUGAAACAAAUCACACAAGAUAAGCAGAAGUAUGUAGACCGUGCUAGUAAACUAGUGAACAAUGGGCUACGAGAUCAACUCAAAAAUAUAGCGGAAAAGCACGCGAGAACUCAGAAUAUAAAGAGAGUAGCGAGGGAGACUGAGCGGCUGCGCGAGGAGAUAGUACGAGGUAGUGCAUCAAAAAAUUUACUUUUUGCAAUUGAUUAA